AUGGGAAAGGUUCUGGCAAUCUACCGGUCAAUCCGGAGCGGGGCCUUUAAUCCUGAUCUGGAUGCUGCCAUGAGGGUUCUUCAGGUUGCCAAUGCUCUGAUUAGCAGCGAGGGCCGACCCGAGGACGGGAACGCUGGUCAGGACGAGUUCAUUGCGGAGCCGAUGGACCGAGCAGACGGCGAGUCUGAUGGCUCGGCGUCGGAUGGCGCGGAGGCUGGGCCGCUAGAGCUUCCGGGACUUCCCGCAGUGAGGGCUCCUUUUGCUGAGGUGACAGAAACAAUACAGCGCGAAGCCCUGGAGGUCUGGGAGCGGAAAAUUGGCCUGACCGAGGACACAUUGCAAGGACUUUUGGACAACAGCUACAACACCUUUGGGCGGCUGGCGUUUGCCGUGUCGGCUACUCCAACGACUUUGACUGAUGAGGCAGUGGAUGCUUGGAUUGAUGGUUUGGGCAUGCGACCUUCAGGGUUUCAGAAGGCGAGCCUCCGUAGGCUCCUUUUCGAAGGAGUCAGCAUGGCGAUCGAGGAGGUCCGUGCCCGUGUUGAACCCAGUUUGGAAGGACACCCGAAAAAGUUAGCUGCGGCUGAACGCUUGGAUCGCCAGGCGAAGCAGGAGAGGUCGCUUGGGGGUUUGGUCUUCACUCCUGAGACUAGGCCUGCUAAUGCUUGCGUGGACCUCUGCGUUGAGAUGCUUGAAACUGGAGUUCUUCAGUACCAUGUUCCCAGCAAGUGGAUAAGCCGUGCACAGGAAGCGCAGUGCCUUAAGCGUGACAACAGCAUCAACAUAGAUGCCGAUAACAACUUGAAGAUUGCCACAAAGUCUGCAGAUCUCUGGUGCGAUGUGUCAUCAGAGAUGCGAUUGAGGCAAGCUUGGGGCCGAAGGUCGUUAGCCUUCGAUCUUGCAAAUUUGGCAAGUUUCAGGGAAAUGGAGGAGCACGUUCAGUUCUUGUUCUCUGUGCUGCAGCGUGUGCAGCCCAAGGGAUUCCAGGGUGUCCAAUUGUCACAAAUCAUUGAGGCCGACAAGCAAAUGUUCAUUCUUGCGAGCAACAAUUUGAUGGGGCGUUUGACGGCCUCUCCAGGAGCUGCGCCGGCAUUAGAUGCCGAGAUCAGUAGGCUGUCCCGCAGCCCUGAGUUGAUGCAGUAUCUUGCUCCCUUGCAGGUGCCACAGGUUCCAAACAUCCCCCACAAGCCUUGGAAGGGGGACCCUAAGGGUGAUGGUAAGAAUAGGUCCCUUCCAGAGACUUUGCCCGCCUUUGGAGGGGAGGAUGAGGGCACGCGACAAACAGGUCAUGUUUUCUCCACAUGUGGCAUUUUCAUUGACGGCUGUACGCCGUUACAUAAAGACACGCGAAACGCGCAGUGGCCGAAUGCAAUUUUCCGAUUGAGCGACUUCCAGAACGGAGGUUUGUGGAUUGAGGGGUCAGGUGAUGAUGUUCGCGAGCUGAACGGACAAGAGCUGACAGGCUCGGUUGAUGCAUUGCGUCUUGAGGCUGCGAACCAGUUGCAUGCAUUGACCUACCGCAUUUGGCGGAAAUGCAUUGAAGAUGAUGUCGUCGUGAGUCUUGAAAAUCCUGUCAACAGCUAUCUCUGGGACAUUUUGCGAGCCUAUGAGCCAGCCGAGCCCAAGCUUCAUGUCCUUCCAAAGCUCACGCGUGUGAUAUUCGACCUAUGUUGUCAUGGCGGUGCGCGCCCCAAACGCACUCAACUGUUGUGCACUGCCGCUUGCUUUGAUCGAUUGCAUGCUUUGUGCCAGAAUGACCAUCCCCAUAAGCCUUGGGGUCAGAUUGUUGAGUGCGGAACAGUGCGAUAUGCCACCAAAGAUGAGGCGGCCUACCCUCAAUUGUUCGCUGCUCGCUAUGCCGCCUGUUUGGCCGAUCAUGCCUUGGCUGCAGGUUACAGCUUGACACCCCAGCCACGUGUCAAAGAUUUGUCGCUGGCCAUGCUCGGCCGGCAAACCAAGCGCCAUGCACCUUUGGUUUCUGAGUACAAACAAGUCUUGCACAUGCCAGCCGCUUCUUUCACUCAGCAGCCACACUUGAAGCUCUUGCGCAAUCCCAUCGGGGGUGGCAACGUGCGAGCUUCUGAUUUGGCUAGGGCCCAACCUUUGGUGAGUAACACCCCUACGGGAGGGACCAUCCCGGAGGCCCCAGGUAAGGGUGACGUUGAGUGUAAGGUGGGAGUCUAUAGGACGCCAGGUGAGUUUGUUGAGGAGGCCAAGAAAGUGAACCACCCAGUAGAUUCUUCAAACCCGUUAGAAAAGGUUACUUUGCAAGCGCUGCAGGAAAAUCUUUUGAAGGAUCCCAAACUCAUUUCCUUAAGGCGCAACUUGGCGAUUGCGAAGGUGAAACAGGAGAUCCACAGAUUGCGUGAUGCAGAAGAGAAGCUUCACAAUUCUAUGGACCCGUCAGUUGCUAAGGUGAUGAAGGGCAAGUCGAUCCUUGCCUUUGAAGCUUUGUUGAAGUCUGAGGGUUACGAUGACAUGGGUGUGAUUUCUUUCUUGAAGGAGGGAGUGCGCUUGGUAGGAACAUCGGAGUGCCCAGCUUGUUACGACUACAAGUUUGUUCCGGCCUGGCUCUCGGAAGACGAGCUGUUCGAAACUGCAGCUGCCCGCAGGGAUGCAUUGCUAAGCAAGUUUGAAAGGGUUGACCCUGAAGAGGCCAAAAUCUUGAAGGAUGCAACCGACAACGAAGUCGCCUUGGGUUUCUUAGAGGGUCCUUACUACGAAAAAUCCGAGGUUUCUAGUCGGUUGAAAACUGAGAGGUGGACGAUCAUUCGCCGCUUUGUUUUACUUCAAGGUGCAGACCAAAAGCCUCGCCCCAUCGACAACUGCUUGGAGUCGCAGCUCAACGCGGGGUACAGUGGGCGAGUCCACCCAGCUGCCAAGCUGUGGAAGGGAAAGUGCUUGGACUUGAGCAAGGCUUACAAGCAGCUGGCGGUGCACCCUGACCAUAGAUCGCUGGCAGCAAUUGCAGUCCGCGAAUCCGAAGGGCGCGAUGCGCUCUACUUGUCAAACUCCCUAAUGUUUGGCAGCACGGCCGCAGUUUACGCCUUUAACCGGGUUUCCCGGGCACUUUGGUACUUGGUAAACCGUCUUUUGUGUCUGCCUAGUGGCGUCUUCUACGACGACUUCCCGCUGCUGUGCCCGGCGGGCAGUGCCAACAACGCCGAUGAAUCGGCCAGUGCCCUGCUGGACUUGUUGGGUUGGGCACAUGCCAAGACAGGUGCAAAGGGCAGACCUUUUGCUGAGCAGUUUGAGGUUUUGGGCAUGAGCCUAAACUUGGAGAGCGUUUCGCAGGGCGAGGUUUCCUUGUCCAACAAACAGGGUAGGAUUGAACGCAUCAUUGACCGCCUUCAAGAGAUCAGCUUGAAAGGGGAGAUCAAGAGACACGAUGCGCAAGUGCUCCAAGGGUUGCUUCAGUAUGCAUCGGGGUUCUACGCUGGACGAUCCCUGAAGCACGCUUCGCACAUCCUUGCGAGGGUCGUAGGCACGAGAACCCCCGAGUAUUGUCUUGCGCCAUGA
Symbiodinium sp. CCMP2456 is the source of this 3519-nucleotide messenger RNA. NCBI's taxonomy places the organism in Eukaryota, Dinophyceae, Suessiales, Symbiodiniaceae. The record is from the annotation of a GenBank genome assembly.